CAGUCAUUUGAGCGUUAGCAGGUGGGGAGUUUGUUAAUGGUUUGUGCUACUGAUGUGAACUAUAGCAGUUUAUGCUUGGUUUAUUAUUAUUAUAUAUAUAUAAAAAAAGGCUAAAUACUUUCUUUAUGUGAAAUGCUGAAAUAAAAACAGUUUAACCCAUUAGGGCGUGGUCUUAAAGUUUGCCAGGGAGUUUAAAUUCAGUCGCUAUUUUUCUUUUCUGGUUUUAAUGACAUGGUUAAUGUAGUUUGUAGUGGAUGAAGCCAAUUGAAACAAGGUAGUUUUCAAUGUGAAUAUUUUCAUUCAACACGUUUUUUCUUCACAUUUUAAUUGUGUGAUUCAACGCAACAUGGCUUUUGCAAAAUUCAGCAAAAUCUUACGACUUUCCACUUUUGAGAAAAGGAAAACAAAACAGUAUGAACAUGUACAGAGGGAUUUGAACCCCAACGAUAUCUGGGAAAUUAUCGGAGAAUUGGGGGACGGAGCUUUUGGCAAAGUUUACAAGGCUAAAAACAAGGAGACUGGUGUGCUGGCUGCUGCAAAAGUGAUAGAGACGAAGAGUGAAGAAGAACUGGAGGAUUACAUGGUGGAAAUAGACAUCCUGGCAUCCUGUGACCACCAGUACAUCGUCAAACUACUGGAUGCCUUUUACUUUGAAAACCAGCUGUGGAUCAUGAUUGAAUUCUGCCCUGGAGGAGCAGUGGAUGCCACAAUGCUGGAGCUCGACAGGGGGCUGACUGAACCCCAGAUUAAGGUUAUUUGUCGUCAGAUGUUAGAAGCUUUGGUCUACCUCCACAGCAUGAAAAUCAUUCACCGUGACUUAAAGGCUGGAAACAUACUUCUGACACAGGAUGGAGACAUUAAACUUGCGGAUUUCGGGGUGUCUGCAAAGAACACCAAAACUCUGCAGAGAAGAGACUCCUUCAUUGGAACCCCUUACUGGAUGGCUCCAGAGGUAGUGAUGUGCGAGACCAUGAAGGACACCCCAUAUGAUUACAAGGCUGAUAUCUGGUCUCUGGGAAUCACCCUGAUAGAGAUGGCACAGAUUGAGCCCCCGCAUCACGAGCUGAACCCAAUGAGGGUCCUGUUGAAGAUCGCUAAAUCAGAUCCACCCUCUCUUGACGUGCCCUCAAAGUGGACACCAGAGUUUAAGGAUUUCCUUAAGAAGUCAUUGGAUAAGAACCCAGAGAACCGGCCAAGUGCAAUGCAGCUACUGGAGCACCCCUUUGUUUGCAAAGUCAACUCAAACAAGCCGGUGAGGGAGCUGGUUGCCGAGGCAAAGGCUGAAGUGAUGGAGGAAAUAGAGGACAACAGGGAGGAAGGAGAAGACGAUGAUGCAGCAGAAGUGACAGCUCCUCCAGGUACAGAUGCUAAAGAUCCUUCUGAAACAAGCCAGAACAGUUUUGAAGGCGAGCAGCCAAAGGAGCCCACGCAGACUAAAGAAGUCGACUGUAUCAAGACCCCCAACUCGCCUCUACCCAAGGACCAGUCGGAUAAACUCAGCGACAAGAUUUCCGAUGAAGGAAUUGGCAGCAGCGACACGGACAAAACUGAGAGCGAAAAGUCUCUAAAGAUAAGCAGCUCUGAUUCCGGAACUGAAGAUGGCAAAAGUACCCCGACUCUGGAGGAGGAAGAGAAACCCAGAUCAGGGACAGAGGCCGAGCCCCCAGCGCCUGCAGAACCGUCAAAGACUACCCAGGAACCCCUGCCUGAGAUCGACUACAACACCAUGAGCCCGUCGGCACCCGCAGUACCUGUGAUACAGCUCACACCUGUCAUCAAACCCGAUGUAGAAAUGAACGAAAGUGCGGAAAAAGAUCAAACACACCAGAAAUCGCUGGAGGCAGAACCCAUGGACUCUUCAACACCAGUGGCCAAUGACAAAUCGAAACGAUAUUCCGACUAUGGCAGCGUGUCCGCCUCCGACAGCAUGGAUCUGAUCCUUAACCUGUCCGGAGAUCUUUCUCUGAACAAGGAGACUGGAUCAAUAUCGAUGCGGGACUCAAAGUUUUGCAGCAAGACCCUGAAACGGACCAGGAAGUUUGUUGUGGAUGGGGUGGAGGUCAGUGUAACCACCUCCAAGAUCAUCGGAGACGAUGAAAAAAAAGAUGAGGAGAUGAGAUUCCUGAGGCGGCAGGAGUUACGGGAUCUGCGUCUGUUACAGAAGGAGGAGCACCGGGCCCAGACACAGCUCAACACCAAGCUGAUACACCAGAGGGAGCAGAUGUUCCGCCGCUUCGACCAGGAAAUGAAUGCAAAGAAGAAGUUCUAUGACACAGAGCUGGAGAAUCUGGAAAGGCAGCAGAAGCAGAUGGUUGAGAAGAUGGAGCAGGAUCACGUGACCCGCCUGCGCGACGAGUGCAAGAAGAUCCGGGCAGAACAAGAACGCGAGUCUAGCAAGUUUCAGGAGAAGCUCAAGCAGAAGAAGAAAGAGAUUAAAAGUGAAGUUGAGAAAAUGCCCAGACAGCAACGAAAGGAAACCAUGAAACAGAAGAUGAAUGACUUUGCACAGUCAAAGCAGACACAGGAACAGGACUUUUUGGCUGCCCAGAAGGACCAUUUGGAUAGUACCCUGAAGAGGAUCAUUGCCGAAAAUAAACGAGAGAUCUCAGAAUUAGAGCGCGAGUGUCUCAACAAAAAGCAGCAGAUGAUGAGAGAGCGGGAAGCAACAAUCUGGGAGCAAGAAGAACACAACUUGCAGGAGAAGCACCAGCUAAUGAAACAGCAACUCAAAGACCAGUACUUCCUGCAGAGACACCAGCUUCUCAAGAAGCAUGACAAGGAGCAGGAACAGAUGCAGCACUAUAACCAGAGGAUGAUUGAGCAGCUGAAGGGCCGACAGCAGCAGGAGAAAGGAAGGCUGCCGAAGAUCCAGAGGAGUGAAGGGAAGACCAGAAUGAUGAUGUAUAAGAAGAGUUUGAGGAUUACCUCGACUGGGAGUCCGGCAGAGGACAGAGAGAAGAUCAAACAGUUUGCACAGCAGGAGGAGAAGAGGCAGAAGGCAGAGAGGCUACACCAGCAGCAGAAGCAUGAGAAUGUGAUGAGAGACAUGAUGGGCCAGUGUGACAGCAACCUCUGGGAGCUCCAGCAGCUACAGAAUGAGAAAUGCCAUCUUCUUAUUGAACAUGAGACCCAGAAACUGAAAGCACUGGAUGAGGAACACAAUCAGCAGCUAAAGGACUGGCGAGACCAGCUCAGACCCAGGAAGAAGGCCCUGGAAGACGAGCUGAACCUGAAGAAGAAAGAACAGGAGGAGUUCUUUAAGACGAGUGAAGAUUCUGAAUACGAGAGCCCAAGCUCUCCUAACAAAGUCGCCAAAUUCUUCCCUUUUAAUAACUCCACUGAUGUCUCCACCACCUAGCUAGACUGCAGCCAAGUGUCUCACUCGGGACCAAGGUGAAGACGUGUAGCAAGCAGUGGUACAAGAUACAGAGUCAGAACACACACACACACACACACACACACACACACACACACACACACACACACACACACACACACACACAAACCAGUCAACCAUUUGCAAGCAACAAGGUACCAUCGUCUUAUUUUAAAAAUUUGCAGGUUUUUUUCUUUUUUUUGUUGACCUUAUAUUGGCUGGCUCCAAAUUAUAGAAAUUAGAAUAUAUAUAUAAUUUUGUAUAACAUUAAUAAAUGGUAGAUUUGAAAUUGUGAAAAGGGGCCUUUUCAGGUAUUCUCAGCUGAAAUGUUUUUACGUUAUUUGUAUUUUAUUUUUUAAGUUUGAGAGUGUUCAUACUAAUUCUAAAAUGUUCUAGUUAUUUUGUUUGCAAUUUGGACUCCAUUCACGUCGACAAUAUAUUCAACACAUUUAUGGAGAGUUUUUAUGUAAAGUCACUCUAUCUGUAUCAUAGCUCAAAAUGGACUGCCAGUUCAAAUAAAUAAUGAAGGUAGUAAUACUGUAAUUAUAUUUCAGUACACUGGAUGUGAAGCUAGACAUUAAGUAAAAUAGUCUGUCUAAAUGUACAAGAGCCAAUAUAUAAUACAAUACCAGUGCUAUAUGUUGUUGGGCAAAAAAGGGGAGUAGUUUAAAUAUUAUGAAAACAAUGUUAAUGUAUUUUGUAUAAAAAAUAAAUUAGCAUAUACAGUCGAUAGUCAGAUUUGUUCCAGUUUCUACUUUAACAGUUUAAUGUACUGUAAACUUAGACUAUAUUUGAUUAUUUCUUUUGAUAGUGUCACUUUGCCAAGAAAGCAGCCUUUGUUGAAAAAAAAUAUAUAUAUAAUUUUUUUUUUUUUUUCCUCCUAAUGGGCAAAAAUGUUCCUUCAAGGGUUCUCUGCAAAUUGGUGUCAAUACAAUGGCACUAAAAUGAAGAAGAAAAAAAAAUAAAAAAUUGAAAGCUUUCAGCUUGGCUGUGUACAAAAGGUUUUCCCUGCAUUGCCAGAAUUAAGCAUGAAGUUCAUCCAACAGUUGCUGUUGUAAACUGAGGGUGCCAUGUAUUCACCAUGCAGGAGUUUGUCCAGUGUACUGUAUUUUUGUCCCUUUGUUCUUUUCUUCUCUCAACACCACAGACUGUAAAAGGAUUUACCUCACAAAGCUAUAUUUAAGUAAAUGCACUUUUGAAUUCCUUAAGGUAAUAGAAUAGUUUAGUAACUUUUUUUUUAUCGUUCUGUUUUAAAUGGGCAAAGUUGGGUUUGACAGCAGUGCAGACUUACAGAAUGCACAAUUUAAAGUACAGUGUCUACUGUGUUCAGUUAACAAUUGCCUCUUCAUUUUAGAAACCACUAUGUUGUAAAUAAGAGUCUUAUAAAAAUGGCACUUGAGUAUGUCUUUCUGGUACAAAGAAAACAAAAAUAACCUGUUAACUUUUUUUUUUUUUGUAUUAAAAAUGUUUGCAUAUCUUUACAA
Acipenser ruthenus (sterlet) is the source of this 4860-nucleotide messenger RNA. Its product is annotated as serine/threonine-protein kinase 10-like. The transcript has 19 exons. The record is from RefSeq and is a predicted model, not a curated record. The coding region runs from base 347 to 3358 and encodes 1003 amino acids. Gene Ontology annotation, biological process: protein phosphorylation. Gene Ontology annotation, molecular function: protein serine/threonine kinase activity; ATP binding. NCBI's taxonomy places the organism in Eukaryota, Metazoa, Chordata, Actinopteri, Acipenseriformes, Acipenseridae.